GUGAUAGGAAUAAAACUCCAAAUGGACUCGUUAUCGUACAUUCGGUGUUUCUUUUUUAUGAAUUAUGGUGCUUACACAGCUUGUACCUGCCUGUGCCCAUAGUGUAUCGUGAUUAUACCGUUACAUGUCAAUAUGGCCACAGAACAGGCGCUAGAGGCACGCGACGUCACGAAAAUCGUGAAUAAUUCGACGAAACCAGAAAGGAUUUUACUGUUUAGCGGCAAAAGGAAAUCUGGAAAGGAUUACAUCACUGAUAUCUUGUACAACAGAAUAGGUGCACAAAGGAGUACAAUUAUACGCUUAUCAGGACCUAUAAAAACACACUGGUCAAAAUCUCUGGGUCUCGACAUCAAUCAAUUACUGGGACAUGGAGAAUACAAGGAGAAGUAUCGAUUGGAAAUGAUCAAGUGGAGUGAGGAUAUAAGAAGGAAGGACUAUGGAUACUUCUGUCGUGCUGCUGUUGAUAUGUAUAAUGCAUGGGACAAGCCAGUAUGGAUAAUAAGCGAUAUCAGAAGAAAAACUGACAUUAAAUGGUUUACAGAAAACUUUGAGGAUGCAUGUAGGACUGUACGUAUAGUUUGCUCCCAAGAAAUUAGGCAGAAACGUGGCUGGGUUUAUACACCAGGCAUAGACGAUGCAGAAACAGAAUGCGACUUGGAUGACAUAAGUAAUUGGGACAUCAUGCUAGAGAAUAACGAUGAUAGCAAUAUAGAAGCUAUACUGCAGCAGUUAUUAGACCUCAUUAGCUAGCAAAAUUUUUUUCUAUCCUAUCAAAUGUGCAAUAAAC
Molecule: messenger RNA, 787 nt
Organism: Trachymyrmex septentrionalis
Lineage: Eukaryota; Metazoa; Arthropoda; Insecta; Hymenoptera; Formicidae
Gene: Pmvk
Product: phosphomevalonate kinase
Exons: 4
Coding region: 133-750 (205 amino acids)
Biological process (GO): isopentenyl diphosphate biosynthetic process, mevalonate pathway; cholesterol biosynthetic process
Cellular component (GO): cytoplasm
Molecular function (GO): phosphomevalonate kinase activity
Source: RefSeq, a predicted model, not a curated record